This is a messenger RNA of Salpingoeca rosetta, 951 nucleotides long. RefSeq lists its product as uncharacterized. Gene Ontology annotation, cellular component: cell wall; plasma membrane. NCBI's taxonomy places the organism in Eukaryota, Choanoflagellata, Craspedida, Salpingoecidae. The record is from RefSeq and is a predicted model, not a curated record. The transcript has 2 exons. The coding region runs from base 1 to 951 and encodes 316 amino acids.
AUGGUCCUGGACUGUGCGUCGUCGGGAUCGCGCGCUGCGGUGCGCGCCCAGAGCCAGCCCAUCAUCACCCAGGUCAUCAACUGCUGCUGCGAGGAGUUCCUCGCUCUCGACGACGUUGACGGGCCCGUGAGCGUCUCCAGCACUCAGACGUCGCUGUCCUUCGGCACCAUCCAGAGGAUCGGCGGGGAUGUGCUGGCCACCAGCGGCAGCCUGACCAUGGUGGACUUCAGCAAGGUGACGUUUGUGGCGGGUGCCGUGGACCUUCGCGGCAACUCCAUCUCCUCCAUCUCCUUUGGCGGUCUCUUGCGCAUCGGCGGCUACCUGGAUGCCAGCGUGAACAAUCUGGAGAUGCUGGACUUUGGUCGCAUCACGCGUGUCGGCCGCCACAUCACCCUGCGCGAUAACGACCUCACAGCCGUCAACUUUGCCGGGCUGAUGCACAUCGGCGACAUGCUCAGCAUGGAGCAGAACAUGCUGCAGUCCGUGCACUUCCGCCGCCUCUCCAGCAUUCCAGGAGCAUUGGACCUGUCGCAGAAUCCCCCGCUCACAGCUGUGGACUUUGGCGGCAUCACCGCCAUCAGCGACAACCUGCUCCUCUACAGCACGGGCUUGCAGUCGCUCAACAUGGCGAACGUGACGGUGAUUGGGGGCUUGGCCCUCAUCUUCAGCAACGCCAUCACCGCAGUUGACUUUGCCUCCUUGACGCGUGUUGGCAACUCACUCCAACUGUACAACAACAACAUCAUGGGCACGCUCGAUUUUCACAAUCUGCGGGCGGUGGGCGCACGCGUGCACCUCUCGGGCAACUCGGGCCUCACCGCCGUCCAGUGCCGCAAUGUCCAGGCAGAAUGCAUUGAUGUGCCCAGCUUCCAGAACCUCCUCGCCUGUCCAACCAGCUGGCCUGCAAACGGCUGCCACUUGUCCAUGCUGCCACAUGACUUUCAUGAAUGA